UUUUUUUACUUCUAGCAGAAGUGCGGAUGUGAGUUUCAUAUUGAUACGGAACAGGCCGCCAGUUUCGUUUUUGUAAAGUUUUUUAAGCAAUGUGUGCUUAGGCAAUGCUCGUUUUGUGGAGCUAUGAAUCCAGAGGAGCAGACGGUAACGUGGUUAAUAUCACUCGGAGUGCUCAGCUCGCCGAAGAAGAAUAUAGCGGAUCCCGAGGAGUUUUUGAAAACAUCGUUGAAGGAUGGGGUCGUCUUGUGCAAGCUCGCGGAGCGGCUCAUACCUGGCUUCACUCCCAAGUAUUGCCAGGAUCCGAGAACUGAAGCCGACUGCAUCACCAAUAGCAGGGAGUUUUUGAGAGGAUGCUCGUCCUUGAAAGUGGAGGGGUUUGAACCAGAGUGGCUAUACACUGGCGAGAACUUUGGCAAGGUGCUGACCACUCUGCUGGCAGUCAACUUUGCCACACAAGAAUGUGCUGCUGAGAGGUCAUGUUCACAGUCCGGCUCUCACUCUCCCAGUCAGUCGACACCUUCACACACACUCUCCUCGGCCAAAUCCAAAGGCUCUCUGCGUAGACAAUCCAAAUCAGUGGAGAUGUCUGAGAACGGUGGAGGAGGGCAGCUGAUGGUGAAGGCUCGCUUCAACUUCAAGCCCAACAAUGAGGAUGAGCUGUCGUUCAAUAAAGGCGACUUGAUCCACGUGAUGCGGCAGGAGGAGGGCGGAUGGUGGGAGGGCUCACUCAACAGCAAGACGGGCUGGUUCCCCAGCAACUACGUCCGGGAGAUCAAACCCUGCGAGAAGCCAUUGUCUCCUAAAGGCACUCAGCUGACCAAGAACUACUACAGUGUGGUGGUGCAGGACAUCUUGGAACAUGAGCGGGAGUUCGUCAAAGAAUUACAAACAGUGCUCAGCUGUUAUCUACGCGCCCUGCAAGCCGGCGACAAGCUGAGCAGUGUGGAAAGCGCCACCCUCUGUGGAAACCUGGAGGAGAUACUCACCUUCCAGCAGGGACUGUGUGUGGCUUUGGAGGACUGUACCAAAGUCCCAGAGGGCCAGCAGCGAGUGGCGGGCUGCUAUUUAAACCAGAUGUGUCAGAUCAAGAAUCUGUACCAGGCUUACUGUUCCAGCCAUCCUUCAGCUGUUUGCAUCCUCACUGACCACAGUGAGGAACUCGACAAGUUCAUGGAGAGCCAAGGAGCCAGUUCUCCAGGGAUCCUGACCCUGACCACCAGUCUCAGUAAGCCCUUCAUGAGGCUCGACAAAUACCCCACGCUGUUGCAGGAGCUGGAGAGACAUGUGGAGGAAGCCCACCCAGACUACGCUGACAUUGUAAAGGCAACAGCAGUAUUCAGGAGCCUCGUGACGCAGUGCCAGGAGCUGCGGAAGCGCAAGAACCUGGAACUCCAGAUCUUGUCGGAACCAGUGCGUGGCUGGGAGGGAGAUAGCAUGAAGAGCCUGGGUCACGUGGCCUACAUGUCCCAGGCCCACAUCAAAAAUGGGUCCAGUGAGGAAAAAGAGGAGCGCUAUCUCAUGCUGUUCCCUACUGUGUUAGUGAUGCUCUCUGCCAGUCCCCGGAUGAGUGGCUUUAUUUAUCAGGGAAGACUGCCACUGACAGGCACCACGGUAACAAGACAUGCCGAGGACGCAGACAAUGGCCACUAUGCCUUGGACAUUACAGGAAGCAUGAUCGAUCGUAUUACAGUGUUCUGCAGCACUGCCCAGGAGUUACAAGAAUGGCUAGAGCACCUUCAGCCCUUUACCAAAGGAGGAAGCCCUGCAGGAACCAUCUCAAAGACUGUAGAAGGCAAGCCGCUGAGCAUGGUCGGCACCCCCACUCACCUGUCCCACCUGGGCAGCCUCAGCGUCGUCAGUCGUGGCCCCCUUGAGCCGCCAAAGACCAGCAAGCCCUGGUCUCUCAGCUGCCUGCGCCCGGCUCCGCCCCUCAAACCUUCUGCCGCACUGGGAUACAAAGAGAGGAUGUCUUAUAUCAUGAAGGACUCCAGCAAGAGCCCGCGGCCCAUAAAGAAGUUCCUGCCCGGCAAUAGGAAGAAAGAGCGGAAGCACUCCGAUGACGAAGUUCAAACGAGGAAAAGCACGGCGGCGCUGGAGGAGGACGCUCAGAUACUGAGGGUAAUUGAGGCGUACUGCACGGGGGCCAGCCUGCAUCAGACCACCUCGGGUGUGCGUUUAUCGGUUCGGAAAGAGUGCGUCCCUCAGGUGCUUCUGCCAGAGGAAGAGAAGAUCAUUGUGGAGGAGAUGAAGAGCAACGGGCAGACGGUUAUUGAGGAAAAGAGCCUGGUUGAUGCUGUGUAUGCUCUAAAGGACGAGGUUCACGACCUGAAAAAGGAGAAUAAGUGGAUGAAGCAGUUUCUGGAAGAGGAGCAGAAGUCUCGCAAAGAGCUGGAGCGAGUGGUUCGGAAACUGGCUAAGCAGAAGAAUGAUUGUGCGAGGGACGACUGCGGCCACUGAACACAACCACACAAUCAUCCUCAUCCGUGUGUGUGUGUGUGUGUGUGCAUUUAUGUAAGCGUGCUUGUGGGUGGUCAGGUGUGUGUGUGUGUGUUUGUUUGUUUGUUUAUCUGUCUAUGUAGAGUCUCCAUAUUUCAAUCGCACACAGCAGAGUGGAACUCCCUCGCUGACGGUGAUGCUCUGAGUUUCUACGUUUCAAGUGUUGGAGCUUGAUUUGACAUUUUUGAUGACUUGCAAUCUGUCUUCCUGAUCCGGCCUCACGAGAUGAGACCAGAAAUGUGUUUGUCCACAUAGCAGCUCAGCGAAAUCAAGACUGGUAAAGUGGGAUGUUUCCAACAUACUGCCUCGAGGCGACUGGCACUGUGAACACUCCCCCAACAAAUGGGACAAUUUGGGACAAAGAAAAACACGCAAUCUCUGCCGCUUCUCUUGCUUGGAAAUGGAAAAGGAGUACGAAGCCAUCGCGUCCGAUAGGUGUUCUCUUGCAUGCACUUCCGUCACCGAGGGGACUGCUUUUCUUUUCUUCGCGUCAUGAAUGUUUUAUUUGUCACAACGACACCCAGUGGGGCAAAUGGAUUCACUGAGCUUUCAUAAGCUUGUGCGAUUUUCAUUUUUGUACCAUCCUCGACAUUCACAUCCCAAGUUUCCACAGCGUUUGGUUUAAGCAACUCAAACAGGGUUCGCUCAUCAUGCGGCAUUCAGUUGUGCAAAGCAGCCGUGACUGCAUGAAUGUACAGCGUUUCUACAGUAUGAAAUCUGCAUCAGAAAUGUGAUAAUCAAUAUAUAUAUAUAAUUAGUCCAAAUCUAUCAGGGAUAACGAUUUAUCAUUUAUAUACAAGAGAACGCAAAUAAUAAAACAGAUGUGACCCAUACUCUUCUUACUAAAAUAUAUUCAAGUAUAAUUUUAACAUAUUAAUUACAUAGCCUUGCUUUAUUUUGAAUUUUAAAAGAAUAUUCAUUAUUUAUUGUUCACCCAAGCAUUUAAUUGUGGUGUUAGCCUUAUUGAUAUAGUUUUGCUGCCUUUACAUCUGUCUGGAAUUUAUUAAACUACAUUGCUGAGUAAAGGAGGAACGAGCCUCGUUGUGGCCAAGGGAGAAUAGUCAUUCUUUCAUCUCAAAAGGGAGAAGAAAUGACUUUAAUACAGAGUCUGACUUGAGAUGUCAGAGGUUUUUGUUUGCAGCCUCUGUGGCCUCCUCACAGGGUCCUGCAGAGCUGAAGGAGACCGGAAAUAAACCGAGAGAUUUAUUUGUGGGUUUACAGUCGAGCUCAAAUGUUCAAGUGCCUCCCGAAGGGGUCUAUAAACUUAAGAGAGUUUAAGACCGGACUGGGACUAAAUGCAUGAUUUAUAUUGGAAGUGUCACAGGUGGUUUGUUGUAAUAUGUCAAUAAGAAUGGCUCAAGCUUAAUGAGUAUAUAUAUAUAUAUUGGGUCUGAAAAACAUCCAGGGCGUUGCGUGCUAUUUAGGAAGCAGCAUCUUUACAGAGACCCGCUGCGGUACAUUUCCUUGUGAGGUUGAGAGUGUGCGCUGUCAACACUGUUCACUACUCUUGCAGAGCAGUUGUGGGUGUUAUUGAAAUGCAAUAAGUGACUGCUUUACUAACUGAUCUCUGGGUUAGUCUCGGCAUGGAAGGCCAGAUUUGGAGAAAUUGCAAUAAAAAGAAAAGAAUUAACCCAAUUUAUUAACCAAAAAGGGGCCGGACCAUGUGGUUAAGCUACCACACUGUUAGGCUUGUCAUAAUUUCUCCAUUUGCCUUUUAUUUAAUCGCGUCUCUUGGUAUUGUACAGGUCCCAAUUUUCAUCACGCAUUGUCCAAAAUAUUAUAUUAUUGUAGUGGUGGGCAAUCACUGUUGGGAAGUGCUGUUUGUGCGUGCACCCCUUUCCAGGGAUGUCGUAGCGCUGUUCAGGGUACAAGGCAGCACUGGUACUUCUGCAGCAGAGAUGGUGUCUUGCUCAAGGGCACAUCAGCUUGAACAAAUGAUAAUCUUUAAUUGUUAUUCCUCAUGGGAUGCACAGCUGGCAGCCAGAAUCUCUUCAGCAUUACAGAAGCUCUGCUUCCAGUUUAAAUGUGUGUCUCUUGUCUCAUAACGUGUUCCCUGUUGAGAUUAACACAGAUAUUUUUUCAUUACGGACUACAUACUUUAGUUUUCAACUCCAAAUAUCCUCAGCGAGCACUUACUUACUGUUGGGAGGUUGAGCUCCGGUUUCAUCUUGUUUAUCUCCAGACCACUGUGUGUAUUGUUUUGGCAGGUUGUUCUAUGCAAUUAUCGUUGCUGCAAGUAUUGUAAUGCUUUUUUUCUUUUCUAGACACUCUGUACUUUGUGUUUGGUAUGGUCAUUCUUUUAUUAAAAGUUUAAUAUAAUA
Molecule: messenger RNA, 4817 nt
Organism: Cyclopterus lumpus (lumpfish)
Lineage: Eukaryota; Metazoa; Chordata; Actinopteri; Perciformes; Cyclopteridae
Gene: arhgef6
Product: Rac/Cdc42 guanine nucleotide exchange factor (GEF) 6
Exons: 22
Coding region: 124-2457 (777 amino acids)
Molecular function (GO): protein binding; guanyl-nucleotide exchange factor activity
Source: RefSeq, a predicted model, not a curated record